CUUGGGCUCAUCGACACCGAUUCCCCCCCUAUUUGCAGGAGACGAAGUUUAUUUCGCCUUCUUCAAUUCCGAUGUCAACACGUGGCAAUUCCUGGUUUAUAGAUUGCCACCCAAAUAACACUCAAAAAUAAUACAUUACGGUUCCCGGCUAUUUUCUUGCUUUGAUUCAAAUCACUUACCUUCGUGCCUUGCCUGAUCAUUAUCCUCCGAAAAUUUCUGAGCCUCAUCUUUUGGGGGGUUUCGCUAUUGAAUCAACGACAACAAAAAGAAAAAAAGAUUCGUCCUAAUCCCCCCUUUCCUUCAAACCAUUUCUUUAAAGCUACGCCAACAAAGCUUAAAUGCAAUUGCAAUUGCGAUAACAUCUUCAUCUUCAUCUUCAUCUUCGCACUGCAACUGUUAUCUCUGUUCCUGUUCGAUAACUUCCUUCCUAACAGGCAGGCGUGAGGCGUGAGGUUGUUUUUGUAAAAAGUGUGUGUGUGUGUGGUUAGGGGUUAAUGCAUGGGUUUUGUUAUUAGGUUUAUUCCAUUAGAUGUGGUGGCAGAUUUGUAAUUAAUUAAUGCAAUUAGGUUGGAGAUAGUAGGAGUGAAAGAUGGACAUACCAGCUUUAUUGACUUCGGCUGGUAUGAACAUAGGGAUUUCAGUGGGGAUGUUCUCACUAUAUUCCAUAUUGAGAAAACAACCACUUAAUGUCAACGUUUACUUUGGUCAAAGGAUUGCUACUGGUCGAACAAGAAGCGACAAUAUUUGUUUUGAAAGAUUUACACCUUCCGCAAGUUGGAUUAAAAAAGCUUGGGAUGCAUCCGAAGAAGACAUCUUUGCUUGUGGGGGUAUAGAUGCAGUCGUUUUUCUUAGAAUCGUUGUUUUUAGUAUUCGUAUUUUUGCCAUUGCUACCAUUCUUUGCACAUUUCUUGUGCUUCCAUUGAACUAUUUUGGGCAAGGAAUGGUAAGGCUUGAAGAUGCGACAGCAAUGGACUUAUUGACUAUUGGGAAUGUCAGGGAAGGUUCAAGAUGGCUGUGGGCUCAUUGCUUCACUUUGUACGUUGUAUCUGCUUGUGCUUGCACACUUCUAUACUUUGAGUUUAAAAAUGUGGCGAGAAUGAGAUUGGAUCAAGUAAAUAGGUUUCCAACAAGGCCAAGUAACUUCACUGUUCUUGUUCGUGGUGUUCCAUGGUCUCCAGUAGAAUCAUAUAAUGAAUCUGUUGGGAAAUUCUUCAGCAAUUAUUAUCAAUCAAGUUACAUUUCCCACCAAGUUGUCUAUCGAUUUGGUGCUGUUCAACAACUUAUGGAGGAUGCAGAGAUGGUAUAUAACGUGAUGACAACUGUUCCAGUUAAACAAUGCUGCGAACCAAAUGCAAAUCCUGAUCGAUGUGGGCUUUGUGGAGCAAGAUCAAACUCUUUUAAAGUGGUUGGCCAUGAGCACAAAUGCACAGGUCAAAAGGUUGACGAUGGGCUUAGAGAAAAGGAAUGUGAAGCGGCAUUGGUGUUCUUCAAGAGUCGAUAUGAUGCAUUAGUGGUGUCACACACGAUCCAAUCAGCAGACCCGAUGUUAUGGGUGACCCAAUUAGCUCCAGAACCACGUGAUGUUUUCUGGCAAAAUCUUUGCGUACCUUAUAACUUGCUAUGGAUACGUAAAAUAUCAGUGUUUAUAGCAUCAAUUGUGUUCAGCGUCUUGUUUCUUUUACCUACAACAUUCGUUCAAGGUCUGAUGAAGAUCCAACGUCUCCAGGCUGCAUUUCCAUUUCUAAGAAGAGUAAGAGACAGGAGUGUUAUUAACCUAAUUACUGGGUAUCUACCAAGUUUGGUCCUCACUGUCUUCCUCACCAUUGUUCCACCAUUGAUGAUGCUGUUUUCUACACUGGAAGGAGCUGUCUCUCGUAGCACAAGAAAACGAAGUGCAUGUGCCAAAAUUUUAAUCUUUAUGUUUUGGAAUGUUUAUUUUUCGAAUAUUCUCUCGGGUUCUUGGAUUGAGAGAAUGGGUAAGCUUACAGUUACUAGCCCUAAAGACUUGGCAACCCUACUUGCAGAAUUGAUACCUCGACAGGCGUCAUUCUUUAUGACAUAUGUGAUGACAUCAGGUUGGUCAGGUCUGUCGUUUGAACUAUUGCAGCCGGUCCCACUUGUCGGGAACUGGCUGUUUAAAUGCGUUCUGAUGAGGGACGAUGAUUUUGUACGUCCAAUCACUUUUUCAUACCACACAGAGGUUACAAGAGUCCUUCUGUUUGGACUCCUUGGCUUCACCUUCUGCAUUUUGGCACCUUUGAUACUUCCUUUCUUGCUCGUCUACUUUUUCUUUGCUUUUCUUGUAUACCGAAAUCAGAUCAUGAAUGUUUAUUAUGUGAAAUACCAAACAGAUGGAAGUUAUUGGCCUCUAGCACAUAAUGCGACGAUCUUUUCUUUGAUACUGACACAAGUAGUCGCUGGAAUAUUGUUUGGAAUGAAAAAGUCGAGCAGUGCUUCCACCUCCACCAUCCCAUUGAUCAUUGGCACCGCUCUUUUCAACGUAUUCUGCAAGAAUCGGUUUCUACCACUUUUUAGAAACCGAGCUGCACAAGUUCUUAUUGAGAUGGAUCGUGAUGAUCAACGGUCAGGAAAGCUUGAUGAGAUUGUGGAGAAGCUGCCUUCAGCAUAUAAUCAGGUUGAAUUAUGUGCUGAAAUGAUGGAGGAGAAAGAAGAGCCGCCUCCUGAGAAGCCAAAAAAGGGUAGCGAUGAGAGUUUGAAAGACUUGGAGAUUGUUAAACCGGAUAGUCCAUCUGGGGAAAGUCUUGAAGAUGUGGAGAUUGUUAAGCCAGGAAGCCCAUCUGAAUCUGGGGAGCAAUCACCUCAAGUUGAAAUCGAACCCGAUUCAAAUAUAGUAUCCAUCAAGUAGCUAGAAACGGGUGUCUAUAUAUUGGUAUAUAAGAUGGUUUGGUUUAAUUACUAGGCUUGUAUAUGUAUGUGAUGUGAUGUCAUGUGUGUGUAUAUACCUCAAUCAAUGGAGUGGUCCUCCUUUGAGGUAGUCAUGUAUGUUAGGAUUGUUAUCACUUUAUAUUAAUUAUGAUAUUCUUCA
This is a messenger RNA of Lactuca sativa (garden lettuce), 3046 nucleotides long. RefSeq names its product hyperosmolality-gated Ca2+ permeable channel 2.1. The record is from RefSeq and is a predicted model, not a curated record. Gene Ontology annotation, molecular function: calcium-activated cation channel activity. Lineage: Eukaryota; Viridiplantae; Streptophyta; Magnoliopsida; Asterales; Asteraceae. Gene Ontology annotation, cellular component: plasma membrane.